Messenger RNA from Chenopodium quinoa (quinoa), 1741 nucleotides. RefSeq names its product post-GPI attachment to proteins factor 3-like. Bases 291 to 1322 code for a protein of 343 amino acids. NCBI's taxonomy places the organism in Eukaryota, Viridiplantae, Streptophyta, Magnoliopsida, Caryophyllales, Amaranthaceae. Gene Ontology annotation, cellular component: endoplasmic reticulum membrane. Gene Ontology annotation, molecular function: hydrolase activity, acting on ester bonds. The record is from RefSeq and is a predicted model, not a curated record. The transcript is spliced from 5 exons. Gene Ontology annotation, biological process: GPI anchor biosynthetic process.
CUCAUUUCAAUAAACUAACUUCCGUACCAUUUUCCCAAACUAAUUUUAUUGUAUCUCUCUCGUUUUUCUCCCACUUGUCUUCUUCCCAAUUUUUCCGCGCAAUUAAAUAAAAUAAAAGAAUAAUCAAAAAAUCCCACAAAAUCUGUUUUUUUUUUUUUUCCUUCCUUCUCUAUUUUCUCUCUCCUCCGAAAAAUGUGAUUGUAAAUCGCCUGACUUUUGCCGCCAUAGCUGAUAAAGCUUGAUCUCUGUAUACCUUUUCUCUCUCCUCUAUUUUUGUUGGUUUUUCCCAGAUGGCAAUUUGUCAUUGGUUGGUUGUUUUCUUUGCUUUUUUCGGCAUUGCUCGUGCUCUUAAAGCCACUGAAGGUGAUGCUGAUCCAAUUUACAGGGGUUGUGUGGAGCAUUGUCAGGAGACCGGUUGUGUUGGAAGCCAUCAGUGCUUUCAACAUUGCAUAUUCACUGCUGAUGGUAACAUUUCUGAUGGUCGAUGGUACCUUCAAGAACCUCUCUAUCUGAAAUGGAAACAGUGGGAUUGCCACAGUGAUUGUCGCUACUAUUGCAUGCUUGCAAGGGAGGAUGAAAGGAGAAAGCUUGGAGAGAAUCCUGUCAAGUAUCAUGGAAGAUGGCCAUUUCGUCGUGUAUAUGGAAUCCAGGAACCUGUUUCUGUAUCACUUUCGGCACUGAAUCUUGCUAUACAAUUUCACGGUUGGAUAUCUUUUUUCAUUCUUGUUUAUUACAAGUUGCCUUUAACGGAUAAGCGGAAGACAUACUAUGAAUAUUCUGGUUUGUGGCAUAUCUAUGGUGUCUUGGCAAUGAAUUGUUGGUUCUGGGCUGCAGUUUUCCACAGUCGAGAUCUGGACCUGACAGAGAAGCUAGGUUACUCCUCAGCUGUGGCGUUGCUUGGCUUUGGUCUUAUCCUGGCUAUCUUUCGAGUAUUUGAGAUAAAGCGGGAAGCCUCCAGGGUUAUGGUUUCCGCACCACUAAUUGCAUUUGUGACGACACACAUCUUGUAUCUAAACUUCUACGCUCUUGACUAUGGUCUGAACAUGAAAGUGUGCCUAACCAUGGGUUUGGCUCAGCUCCUUCUGUGGGCUAUAUGGGGUCGUGUGAGUCAGCAUCCUUCACGUUGGAAGUUAUGGAUUGUAGUUUUUGGGGGAGCUCUUUCUAUCCUCUUGGUGAUUUAUGAUUUUCCACCUUACUGGGAUUUUGUGGACGCCCUUGCUGUGUGGCAUGCCAUUAGCAUUCCUCUUUCCUACAUUUGGUGGAGCUUCAUUAAGGAUGAUGCAGAGUACAGAACAUUGAUUCUAUUGAAGAAGGCCAAGUAGAAAAUUCUGCUCCGGCUUGUAUACUGAGUAGAUUCGUGCUGUGAUCUCAGCUAUUUCAUCCGUUUUUUCUCUCGCCAUUGUGCAUCUCUCUGGGAUGCUUGCAUUGGUGGGUGGUUUCUGCUUUGACACCCCUUGGUGGCCAGAAGAACGGAGUUUGUUUCCACAUUAAUGUGUAAUGUGUUGACUAGGAUUUUUGUUGAAGAUGUAUAGUGUAAACAUUGUUUGGUCUUCCUCAGUUCUCUUGUAAGUUUUUUCAGCUUAGUCUGAUUGACUAUCUGAGUAUCUGUGCACUCUGUUCAAGAUUCAUAUCUUUAUUUGGCAAUAUGGGGUUGUUAUCUCUGUUACAAAAAGUUUCAUCUAUUUCGGUACUCUGUUAUAUAUCCUGGCCUUUAUUUAUUAUUACCUUUUCUUUUGUGGGA